This is a messenger RNA of Salvia splendens (bonfire salvia), 2307 nucleotides long. RefSeq names its product myosin-binding protein 7. The transcript is spliced from 3 exons. The coding region runs from base 559 to 2046 and encodes 495 amino acids. NCBI's taxonomy places the organism in Eukaryota, Viridiplantae, Streptophyta, Magnoliopsida, Lamiales, Lamiaceae. The record is from RefSeq and is a predicted model, not a curated record.
UCUAAAAUUAGGAUACAGCGAUUAAUCCUCUUUCUCUCUCUACAGAUUUCCACGGAACACGAAGCUAAUCUGAAACAAAUACCGGAAGCACACAUCGCACAACGCUUCUACGGCUGCGAAUUCCUCUCCGCUCCCUUCUCUUUACCUCUAAUCUCCUUUUCUGCCGGAAAAUUUCUUUUACCAGCCACUUUCCGACCUAAUUGAUUUCGCAGUGGAAGGCAUUUUCCUGGAAGUUUUUUUUUAUAACAGAGCUGCUAGGUAAUUGAAAUGCAUUUAUUUCUUUGAUUGCGGGGAACUGAUUGGGACGAUUAAAUUCGGAUUUAAUGCCUUAUAUCAUUCUUAUGGAAAAUUUGGGGAUACUGUAUUGUUUUAGGGAUAAUAUUUGACCUAGAACGCUACAUGUUUUUCUGUUUUGCAGCAACGAACCGAUAACCUGCUAGAAAUUUGUGUUUUGUUGUUUACUUUUUUUAUUUUAUUCACCUAGGGAAGUAGUGGUGUUUCGAUUUAUUUGUCGAGUAUGGUGGAAUUGAGGGUUUACUAGACCCGUAUUGGUGGUCAAUGGAGUCUGGCGAGAUAAAAUGGUGUGACCGCGACUUCGAUUGCAACGAUCCUUUGAUGAUGGAGAAGCGAAAAUGUAAUGAGCUUGAGGAAGAAACCUGCCUCUCCGCCCAAGGGGUUAUCACGCAAAAUGCCCGUGUAGAGCUAGGAAAUGAGUGUACAGCACUCCGUGAGAUGGUGAUCAACCAGCAGCAGACCAUUGACGACCUAAUUUCUGAGUUGGAGGAGGAGAGGAAUGCUGCGUCCACGGCUGCCAAUGAAGCUCUCUCGAUGAUCCUGAGGCUUCAGAAGGAUAAAGCAGAGAUUCAGAUGGAAUUAAGGCAGUUCAAGAGGUUUGCAGAAGAGAAAAUGGCUCAUGAUCAGCAGGAGACGUUGGGAUUGGAGGAUAUGUUGUAUAAGAGGGAGGAGGCCAUACAGUCACUUUCAUGUGAGAUUGAGGCCUAUAGACAGAAGAUGAUGAGUUAUGGGCUCUCAGAAACUGAAGUUGAUGGAGUCGUCCAGGCUAUGAGCCGGAAUUUCAGCAUGAUUGAGGACAUCGAAGGUCAAUUUGACUAUGUAAAUGAGAUGUACCCUCCUCUCAGGUGCAAUGUGAAUGAAUCACAAACCUGUCCAAAUGGUGAUGAUGAAAUGCCUGAUAUUGAGAAAUACGCAUUUGGGGAAAAUCCACAUUCAAGUGACCAAUUGAAGGAUUUGGAGUGUCGAAUCAAUCAAUUGGAGAAAAGUCCAAGAGCCAUUUAUCCUGAUGGGGAACUAGUUAAUUCAAAGACUGUGCUUGAAAAAGUAAUCGUUGGCCAUUCUCCAAGAGCUAUGAGCGCCAGGAAUGGCCCACAGUCACCUUUUGCAAUGGCUAAAGAAAAAGGCCCAGAGUUUUCCAGGUAUUAUUCUCCAAGGUUUGCCAACAGCUUCAAGAAAUCUGUAUUUUCCUAUAUUGAGGAGAAUCCCAGGAAGGCAGAUUCUGCAUCAGAAUAUGGAGAUGAAUCGUGCGACAGAGUCUGCACAAUUGAUUCUGUUCAACAGGGACCUUUCAACAAUCGAGCAAUGAGUUGCAAUGCUUCUCUUGUUGGUGGUGAUGAAUAUAUGGGAACUCUGAAGGAGAUGAAUAUUUCCAGUUCUAGAGACCUUGAGAUUCAAAAGUUAUAUGCAAGACUUAAUUCUCUUGAGGCUGAUAGAGAGUCUAUGAGACAAGCCAUUAUCUCCAUGGGGACUGAAAAAGCACAAGUAGUACUGUUGAAGGAGAUAGCACAAAACUUAUGCAAAGAAAUGUCUCCAAAGCAUACGCCCUUGAGGAAGCAAUUGGAGACUAGGAAAUUUUCCUUCUUGUCAAUAUUCAAGUGGAUUGUUCCUUUUUUUAGCUGGAGGAAAAGAGGCCGAAGAGCCAGGUAUAUGUUCGGUUUAUCAGCCAACAACAUUGGCAUGUUAGUGCUUUUAGACCGAAGUCCUCGUGUGGGGUUAUGGAGGCAUCAUUUCAUUACAAAUUCGCAAAACUAAAUGGAGAUCAUCAAAAUGGAUGUAGUUUUUUCUUCAAGUCCUAGUUGCAGCUGGAUUGAUCGGGUGCUUGGUAGCCAUCGUUCAACUUUACUUGCAUUCUUUUAGUGAUGUUGUUAGUUGUCAAAUAGUAUAUGAAUACUCUCUCUCCUUAGCAAUGUCGUCUCUCUUAGCUGCUCCACAUCUGUGUAUAUUUCAUUUUUGGAUGACCUCUCAAGUUCAUUAGUACUUGCUUAAUAAACCAUUUUUCCACCUUUGUUUAAA